AGCGCGCGCGCACACACACACGCGCACACACACAUAGAAACAACUAGCAGCUGGAAUACGGCUCGCUUCACGCCUACGCUGAAAACCGCGACCUGUUCCUGAAACUGUCUGGCCUGUAUUGACCACCCGUUUCCCUUUCGUGUGAAUACGAACCGUGUUUCGUUUUUUUUUUCCUCCGUGAGCGAUUCGCUUGUGGUUAAAUCCGUGCCGGAUGCGUGUGUUGACGGUGUGUGUGGCGCGCUCACUCCAACGGACCGCUACAGAGAGAAGAACAUGGCGUCGGAAGGAGCGAAAGGGGAGCAGCCGCCUCCGCUGCAAACACUGCUAACCGCUGGCCAUGGAAGCGUCGAGACGAAAUGUGAGCUGAACAUGGACAACCUGAGCAAGCCAGAGCUCCUCACCCUCCUGAGCAUCAUGGAGGGAGAGCUGGAGGCCAGAGACCUGGUCAUUGAGGCUCUUAGGGCUCGGAGGAAGGAGGUGUUCCUGCAGGAGCGUUAUGGCCAUUUCAGCAUGACCGACCCAUUCCUGGCCCUGCAGAGGGACUUUGAGUCUGGGGGUGGGCACAAAGAGCGCCGGGCUGUCAGCGCCAGCCCCAUCACUGUACUUGAGGCCGUCAUGGCCCACUGCCGCAAGAUGCAGGAGAGAAUGUCUGCGCAGCUAGCUGCCGCUGAGAACAGACAAAAGAGGUUGGAGUUGGAGAAAAUGCAGCUGCAGAGUCUAGAGCAGGAGCAUCGCAAGCUUUCAGCGCAGCUGAAGGACGAGCGCGAGAAGAACAAACACGUGGUGAUGAUGCUGGUGCGUGAGUGCAAGCAGCUGGCAGCACGUGUGGUGGAGGAGAGCCAGCGAGUUGAGGAGCUCUCAUCAUCCUCUGAGCAAGAGGGCCGUACCUCAAGCCGCCUUGAAGAGGAGCUGGCCACUGAGCGCAAACGCAGCCAGCAGAUGGAAGCGGAAAUGGAGAAGCAGCUGGCCGAGUUUGACACAGAGCGUGAGCAGCUCCGAGCACGGCUGAGCCGUGAGGAGAGUCGCGCCGCUGAGCUACGUGCUGAAAGCGACAGUCUGCGCCAACAGGUAAAACAGCUCAGGACUGAGCGGGGCAAAGAUGCUCCGACUUUGCCCCCAGCAGCGGUCUCUGCACCCGUAGCCACACCAGUCAAACCCAAGAGCAUAACAUCAGUUGCUGUGGGCACGGAGGCAGCCAGCUGCCGAGCAGCCGCCUCACAGACAGAACCACUGGCUGAGAAUGAAAUGCCUAAGAAACUGCCACUGAGCAUCCCUGUCAAGCCCACGGGCACCAACUAUACUAGCAUGAACCUCCCCAAGACCCCUACUACUGUGAGAGGUCUCCACCAUGGAAGCGCUCAGGCAGAGAAUGGAGCGGAGGGCCAGAUGGCACUGAACUCUGCUCACAGUUUACAUUCACCUGGCACUGCCACUGCUCUACCUACAGGGUCCCGUGUCCAGGCAGCCCGCUAUAAAUUCCAACCCUCGGCUUCAGAGCAGGACCAAAACGGCAUGUCCAACCAAGGACCCCCAUCACGAGACCUGUCCCCAACCAACCGAGACAACUUUGCUGCCAAGCAGCAGGCACGUCACACAGUCACACAAGUUCUGUCGCGUUUUACCAGUCCACCAACAGCAGGCCCCCCCACAGCCCUUCGGCCUGGGUUGUCCCAUUCUGCCUCAGAGGGAGGACCUUUUGCUGGUCGCCUUGGUCAUCCACAGAUUGGUAUUAAGUCACCCACAGUGGCACGUAUCGACAGAGGCAAUCCACCUCCCAUCCCACCAAAAAAACCUGGACUAUCUCAGACACCAUCCCCUCCUCACCCACCAAUCAAAGUAGUGGGUGAAGCCAGCAGGUCCCCAGCGAUUGGGCUUGGGGUAGGACCACCUAAGUCGGCCAGCACCCCCCAGCUUCCGCCCAAACCCUCCUUGGAUCUGGGGGGUGCGGUGCCAGCCUUGACUGCAUCUCAGGUGGGUGAGCACUGCCCUGGCAGGCAGCGGGAGCCGCAGACGGCGGCAGCAUGUGUGGAUUGUUCCCCUGUUACCACCACGUCCUCCACCAUCGCUACCAUUAUCAGUAGCCCUUCUGUAAACCCUGCUAGUGUUCCAUCCCAUAGCCCCCAGCACCCAGGCAGCCCCCUGGCAGCAGCAUCAGGCUGGUGUCCCUCCAUAGUCCCCCCGUUAACCUGCGGUGAACCCGUCCCCCUGGACGACGGGCACACCCUUUUGCUCCAAGCUGCUUCCCAGGGAAAUGUCACUUUAUUGUCUAUGCUGCUUAAUCAAGAUCCAUCAAUGGAUGUUAGUCACCUCCAACAAGACCUAACCUCUGCCUUGUUUUCUGCUGCUCAAAAUGGACACACAGAAUGCUUGAAUCUGCUGCUGAGUUUGGGGGUGUCUGCUGAUGCUCCUGAUGAAAAUGGAUUUACCUCCUUACACAUUGCUGCUGCUAAUGGCCACCAUGGGUGUGUGAGGGCUCUGCUGGAACAUGGCACGGAGGUGGAGCGUGAAUGUGUAGGGGGUCAGACUGCACUGAUCCUGGCCGCUGAGCAUGGCAGCGCAGAGUGUGUGAGAGCCCUGCUGGAUGCUGGAGCAAACCGUUCACACAUUACUGCUGAUAGCUGCACUGCACUUCACGCCGCCGUUAGUUCAGGCCAUGUGGAUGCCCUGAAGCUUCUGCUCUACCAUCCGUCUCCUCAGGCUGAGACGGGUGGCUCAGUGGACAGCAUAGACGCCCAGCACACACACCCUAGACCAGUCAUGACCCGCCAUACCCUCAACCUUCCCAACCAGGAUGGAUGGACUGCUGCCCAUAUUGCUGCUUCCAGAGGCUACAAGAAAUGCCUGGAAGUAUUAUGUAGCCACAGCCAACAGGACAUUGAGAAGCGGGACAAAUGCAACCGCACUAUACAUGAUGUGGCUACAGAUGAUUGCAAAGACCUGCUGGAGAACCUAGACUGCUACAGAGUGGUGGUGCAGGUAUACAUGGGCUCACAUGAGCACCUGUGUCCUGUCGAUGUAUUGGAGGAUGGCGCUACUAUCGGCACAGUUAGCAUCCAGCGUCGCACCAGCUGGCCAGAGUUGUGGCGAAUCCUGAGUCAGCUGCUAACCGAUCACCUGGAACUGGUGUGUGGGAGCUGGGAGCUGCAGGAGGGCCUGGGAGGAACGGACAUACCUCUGGGUCUUUCCUCAGACAGUGUGGCCUCAGUGAAGAUAGGUGACGCUGUCUGGCUACCUGGACAGGAGCUGGCCCAGUCCCCUUGGGACCUGAUCCGUAAGCGUUUGAGCCAGCGGAUUUCUAUCCGCCUCAAAGGUCUGUCAGAGUGUGCUCUGGAUGAGAUGACCUACGACUCGUUGAUCCCACUCCCGCUGCUGCAGAAUUAUGUGCGCCUGGUUGAACAAUAUCGUAAUGUCAUUUUCCAUGGACUGGAGGGAAGUUUUCAGGAGUACAUCGCCAACCAGAUCUCUCACCACAUCAAGCACAGGCAGGAGGCCAUGGGAAUAGGCUGUGAUGUUAUCCAUGUGGAGAUAGAGGAGGGUCUGUCUAAAGAUCACCUGCUGGAAACCUUCAUCAAUUGUGGGUUCCUGGUGUGUGUUCAGGAGGCUGCUGUAGGCCGGUGUGUGGUGGUGGUGCUAGAAGGGCUGGAGAGAGCUCACUCCCUUAGUCACAUGCUGGAGAAUCUAUGUGAGGCGCUGGAGAACCGCGGCUCGCUCUACUCCCUCUCUCUAAACCACAUAGGUGUGGAAGGACUGUACUACUUCCAAGAGGGCAGUUUUCUGAUUGGCACACUGGCCAAGCCACGGCUGCAGGGUGCUGAGUUGCGACUACAGCAGCACUUCCGCUGGGUGCAACUGCGCUGGGACACCGAGCCACUCAGCAGCAUGCUGGGACGCCACCUUCGCAGGAAACUUCUCCACAAGUCUCAGGGCCAGCCCUGGACCCCUGACGAUCCUGUGCACAGAACUCUGUCCUGGGUGUGUUCAGUCUGGCAGCAGCUCAACAGCUGCCUCUCUCGCCUAGGAACCCCUGAGGCCCUGCUUGGCCCUUACGUUUUUCUCUCAUGCCCAGUCCUGCCAGAACAGAGACAUGCCAUCUUGAAGUGGUUGGCGCGUCUGUGGAAUGUGCUGGUGGUCCCACGCAUUGAGGAUGCUGUCAUCUCUAGGGUAACAGCCAAGCACUCUCCUUUGCAGCGACGGUCUCCUAGCAACAAGGGCCUAAGUCCAGGGCAGAGGGCGGUAGUGCGAGCAGCUCUCAACAUUGUCCUGAAUAAAGCCGUGCUGCACAGCUGCCCACUGGACAGAUCAGAGAUCAACCAGCUCUUGCCAGAGUUCCGGGGUGGAUGUUUUCCACUCUCCUCCAUUAGCUACUCCUACAGGAAAGGUGGGAGGAAAGGGCGUGAUAGCGCUGCAUGGAGACGAUCCAACACCAGUCCAAGAAAAAAAACAAGUCCUGCAUCUGGAAUAGGCUCGAACAGCUCUUUACAAGAAGGGUCUGUGUCCAAUUCAGAAGUUCACCUAAUGACAAACGCCAGUCAUCCCAGAGUCAGUGAUGGGGAUUCGGCUGGUCUCACACUCUACUCUGAUGAUGAGAGCGACCUGAUCAGGGAACUACAGACUUUGUGCUCCAGCAAAUCUGAGCCAGAUAUAAGCAAGAUUGCUGUGUCCCAAGAGGACUUCAUUAUGCUCCCUGGCCCAAGUCAAGAUGCUCAUCGGAGAAAGUUGGAGCACAGCUACAGUGGACUCCAAGCACAAGCCAGCAGAGAAGACAGCAGUUUGGACAGCACCCAGCCUCCAGUGCAGCAGAUUAACAGCAGUCAUUCAGAAAAUGUCCACACCUCCCCACGCCGAGUGGCCAGGCCCAAAUCUCAGCUGCCAAUCCCCAGCAGCAAGGGGCAUCAGCAAACUCCCAGCAGCUCCCACCGAGCCACCAAUACCUCCAACCCCGCUAUCAGCAGCAGCAUCCGUCCCUCCCAAACGCACAGCAGCAGAGCCCACAUGAGCAGCAGAACAAGGCAGACACAACCCAACAACAGAAACAAACAACCAGAAGAGGAGAUCUGGAUUCUUAACUCCAACUUCCACAAAAACUACAGCAACCGUGAAUAGAUCCCCGUUUCAAACCCUAUAUCCCCACUCUGUAAACUUCUUCCAAAGUGUGUUAUUGACAGCUUUUUAGUAUUUAUAAUAAAUGUUGUCCAUACUUGUUACACUAUAUUAUCUUGUGUACUUUGGGACCAUAGUUUUAUUAUAUUUCAGUGUUGAAGUAUUGAGUUUGAAAGAAAGAAAAAAACUGAGGAAUUAGCCUGGGAAGACUAAUAAAAGAAGUGCUUUGUGAGCUUUUAGGUGAUCAAAGGAAAAACUUAGUCUUUUUUUGCCAAUAAGUAUUUUCGGAUAAGUAUUUUAUGUUUAAAUAGUUGCAAGAUUGGUUCUACAUAUUGUUAAAAUUAAUCAGGGUUUUACCAAAUAUGUGUAAAUAAAAAAAAAAACAGGAACUUAAAUGUUAUAUAUAGACUAGUGGAUGUGGUGAUGCGCUUGUAUAAUGAAGAGCUUAAAAAAAAGAACUGUACAUAGUGUUUCUAAUAUUACAUUUUGGUCGAUUUUUCUCACUUGUUUCAAAGUGAACUGAAUGUGGCAAUAAGUAACGUCAUUGCAACACAAGUCCUUUUCUUUUGUCUGUAAAGCCAUAAUGAGUAGUUUUAGUUGCCCAUGGAAUGUGUGCUGAGUCAGGACUUGCUUGAACUUUGACCCUUGUGCAGAAGCCACUGCUGAAAUUUAAAGCAAGAUUAAUUUUUGAUUUGUUGUUCUCUAAUAAACACUUAGGAUAAUCAAGUAUUAUUUUAAACUCACCAUUGUUCAUAUGUACAGAAGAGCUUAUAGUCAACCACUGAUGUUGAAUUGUGAGAUAGGUGUCUGAUGAGGUUCACAGAAUUGUCCUGUUUCCUCCAAGCACAAUGAUUAAAAAUGCACUGUUACCCUAA
This is a messenger RNA of Pangasianodon hypophthalmus (striped catfish), 5975 nucleotides long. RefSeq names its product cortactin binding protein 2 (gene cttnbp2). Gene Ontology annotation, cellular component: glutamatergic synapse. The coding region runs from base 274 to 5103 and encodes 1609 amino acids. Gene Ontology annotation, biological process: regulation of synapse organization. NCBI's taxonomy places the organism in Eukaryota, Metazoa, Chordata, Actinopteri, Siluriformes, Pangasiidae. The record is from RefSeq and is a predicted model, not a curated record. Gene Ontology annotation, molecular function: protein binding. The transcript is spliced from 23 exons.